UUGAAAAUUUAAGGGUGUCCCCGUGAAUUUUAAAAGUUCAAAGCAAGUUGAGUGGUUUAAUAAGAUUUAUAAGGAAUCUGAUGUCCGGGCUCCGGCUAAUCCAUGGUUGUUUCUUCUUCUGCAGAGUAAUUCCGGAAUCUGCGAAUUAAACAAAUUGUGUUGAUUGCCCAGUUUUCAUACUUCUAUUGCUUUUGUCGCAAAAUACUAUACUUUUGGCUUGGCUGUGAGACUGUGGUUGCUGCCUUGCUGGUUCUUGCCCCUGCUCACAGCUCACAACGCCAUUCUCAAGAAAGAAGCGCAGACAUCAAUAUUAGCUUCUGGGUCUCGACUGAGAAUUUUGCAGACAUGCUUGCCAUUUUAUGUGAUACUGACACCCUGUGCCACCAACAAUCAUCUGGGAUUAGACUUAGGUACUGAUACUUUACCUUGAAGUACAUAUAAUGCUGACCCUGGUUCCCAAAGUAUCAGCCUUGUUGGAGAAGACUCUGACUGUUAAACAAGUAAAGCAAAUUCAGGCAGUAGUACUCAUCAAUAGUCUUAAUUAUUUAGAGAGAUUGGUGCUUCACAGACUUCUCAAUUCUUCAUGUAGUUACAGUAAAGAUACAUCUAGGUAUGUCGAGUUAUUUCUUCAGCACAUGCAAAAUCCAGAUGUUUCUUUGUGGGUGUACAACAUGCGAUUUCUCUCUAAACAUGGGCAAUUUGUUGAGGCUUUUGCUCAGUAUGUAAAUAUGCGGAGAUCAGGACUGGUACCAAGCACUUUUGCCGUGUCAUCUGCUCUUAAGGCAUGUGCAAGGCUAAAGGAUCUUUGGGGUGGGAUCUCAGUACAUGGUCAAAUUCACAAAUAUGAAUUUUCUGAUGAUGUUUAUGUUCAAACAGCUCUUGUGGAUUUCUAUUCAAAACUUAAUGAUAUUGAGACGUCACGCAAGGUUUUCGAUGAUAUGAAAAGGAAAAAUGUGGUUUCUUGGAAUUCAUUGCUAAUUGGGUAUCUAAAAAAUGGGAACUUAUCAAUGGCUCAGAGCUUCUUUGAUGAGAUUCCAGAGAAGGAUGUUCUAUCUUGGAAUUCGAUGAUUACAGGAUAUUUGAGGACGGGGAAUAUAAAUCACGCAUAUUCUCUGUUCCAAAAGAUGCCUGAAAGAAAUACAGCUUCUUGGAAUGCAAUUAUCGGUGGAUAUGUAAAAUGCGGGAAAAUUGAACUAGCAAGAGCCUUUUAUGAUUUAAUGCCCAAGAGAAACAAUGUUUCUUGUAUUACUAUGAUUGCCGGUUACUCGAGAUGUGGGAACGUUGAAUCUGCUAAUGAGAUGUUCUGUAAAAUGGAUGAGAAAGAUCAAGUAUUGUACAAUGCCAUGAUAGCUUGUUUUUCCCAAAAUAGCAGACCACGGGAGGCACUUCAGUUAUUCAAUGAUAUGAUUCAACCCCAUACAAAUAUUCAACCGGAUAAAAUGACGUUGUCUAGUGUUAUAUCUGCAUGCUCUCAACUGGGAGAUUUGAGCUUUGGUGUUUGGACUGAAUCAUACAUGAGAAAACUUGGAAUCAGAAUGGAUGACCAUCUUGCCACUGCUUUUAUUGAUUUGUAUGCUAAGUCUGGAAGCAUCGAUAAAGCUUUUGAGUUAUUCCGUGGCUUGCGAAAGAAAGAUGUGGUUGCUUAUACAGCUAUGAUAAUGGGAUGCGGCAUAAAUGGCCGGGACAGUGACGCUAUCGAGUUGUUUGAGGAGAUGAUACAUUCUAAACUUUCUCCAAAUUUAGUAACUUUCACAGGACUAUUAACUGCCUUCAGUCAUGUUGGUCUGGUGGAAGAAGGUUAUCAUUGCUUCAAUUCCAUGAAAAACUAUGGACUUGUUCCAUCUGCAGACCAUUACAGUCUCAUGGUUGAUCUCCUUGGUCGAGCAGGGAAGUUAGUAGAAGCCCGAGAUUUAAUAAAGAGCAUGCCUAUGCAGCCUCAUGCUGGGGUUUGGGGAUCAUUACUCUCUGCUUGUAAUUUACAUAACAAUGUUGAACUUGGGGAAAUUGCUGCUAAGCAUUGCUUUGCGUUGGAGCCUGAUACUACUAGUUAUCGUUCACUUCUGGCCAAUAUUUACUUCUCGGCUGGGAGGUGGGAUGAUGCCAAGAGAUUGCAAACCGCUAUCCAUGACACGGCUAUGGAAAAGGGCAUGGCCAAGAUAUCUGGUAGUAGUUGGAUGGUACAUAGUUGAGUAAAAUUGCCAGUUGGCAGUACUAGAAGUUACUAGAAACCAGAAGUGAUGUUGCUCAUCAACAUGAUGAGUUCCCUUGCGGUCGUGAUUUUUUGCGGAGCAAACCUCCUAUACACAUAUACACAUUCAUCUCCUGUGGAACUUUUCCAUGGUUAGAUGCAUAACAUGGGAUUCUUGACGUUACCUCAGCUUAGCAAACUUGCAAGGUUGGAGAAAUAACUACUGUCAACAUAGAUGAUCAUGAAGAAGAAAGGCUUUUAGAUGAUAAGUCUCUGUUCUUGCAGCAGAAUUUACAAGGUGAUGAAAUGGAUCGUGGCAGAGAAAACUCCUAUAUUCAGUAAGCAAAACAAUGGCAACUCUCCACGAGGCAUAUGAAAAAUGGGGCUUCUUUCAGAUUGAAAACCAUGGGAUUGACAAGCAGUUGAUGGAAAAGGUUAAAGACUUGGUGAAUCAGCAUUACGAAGAAAAAGGCAAUAGGACAACCAUUGACCGGGAAACUGUGUUUUUUAUCAGGCAUCACCCGGAUUCUAACAUAAACGAGAUCUCCAACCUCUCACAGGAAUUCAGCGCUCACUUGCAACUGACCUUCAGAGCCUUUCCAUGGAACUCCGCGAGAAACAGUCUACGUACUUAGAGCGACUUAAGCAGCAGAAAGAGGGUCCGGACGGGGUUGAUUUAGAGAUGAACUUAAAUAGAACUCAAUCUGGAAUGGAGGAUGCGGAUCUAGAUGACAUGAGGCAUUUGCAGUUUGCGAGAACUAUUUACCUCCACAAGGAUUUAAUGAGAAAGAUUUACAUCGCCUCCUUGAAAAGGUCGGAAGCCCUUCAGGAAUGGAUAAUCUAGGUAAAUCUUUUACAUAUUUACAUAUCUACGGACAUGAAAUUUUGUAGUUAAGAAUCUUAAUCUCUGUAAUUAUGUGAUACAUGAUACAUCACUAAUAAAUGAUAUCAGUAUCUUCAAGUUAAUAAGUUUACAGAGUGCUAAUGAAAAUGAUUCUACAUCAACUUUGGUUCUGUUUUAUCAAACAUGAGGCAUGUUUAGAAUUUUGGACUCAUAUUUUUCGUUAGGUAUCCCUCAAUCAGAUUUCACACGUAACUUAUUUGCCUAAGUACAUGACAAAUUUUAGUAGCGGAUGGUUAGUGAGCGGACAAAAUGGUUCGUGUAUGCAAUUUUAUUUAUCAGCACUAAAACUAACACGUUGAGAGGACUAAAAUUUUUAAAUUUAGACUGAUGAUGUACAUCAUGACUAUUUCUAAUCUUUGCUAAUGUUUUUUUCUAUUUUCUUUUAUAUCUUCCCUUAUGCUGUAAAUAUUUUGUAUGCAUGGGAACACUCUUCAAUAAUGCUGCUGAGUCUUUUUUCAAGAGUGAGAUAUGUCGAAGAUUGUUUGUGACUGCUAUCUUACUUGUGAUGAGCCGUGUGGGAUAUUUUAUUCUUCUAUUAGGAUUUGAUAGAAAGUUGAUGCCAGAGGACUACCUAAGAUUUGUCUCAGGAUCUGUUGGAAUGCAUUGACCUGAGCAAAAGAUAUAUUGAUGUUCUUGCCAAUGUUUAUCUGUCCCUUUUAUUUAGUUAGUGGUUCCCAGAUUUUCUGUAACAAGUAAACUCUUCGUUAAAGUAUUGGCAGCAAGCAACAGUUGUUGUGAUUUAGAUGUUAUCUUCUUUUUACUUUUCCGGUUUUUGUGUAAUUAAAAUAAUCAAUGCCAUUAGUAUAUAUUCUGAAUCUGGACAGAAUUAGUUUCUUCAUCUGUAAAAGAGUUAUUUGUGUGUUU
Molecule: messenger RNA, 3956 nt
Organism: Daucus carota subsp. sativus
Lineage: Eukaryota; Viridiplantae; Streptophyta; Magnoliopsida; Apiales; Apiaceae
Product: pentatricopeptide repeat-containing protein At4g22760
Exons: 11
Coding region: 441-2189 (582 amino acids)
Molecular function (GO): protein binding
Source: RefSeq, a predicted model, not a curated record